UGAAGUGGUCCUUAGUAGAUAAGAACCUCGAUGCUAGAAGCCUUAAACAGACAGACCCUCAGUCCACGUUCAUGGGAGAAACGUCUGGGACAUACAACGCUGUCAUUCGUGCCAUUUCUCUUACACGUAACGGAACCUCUCACUGUGGCAAGCGCAAGACACCACCCAAGAUGGCCAAGGUCACCACGGCCGGAGAGAACGCGGAGCUACAACUGCGUAACGAAGCUGCCCACCGAGUAUGCUUUUACACGCCGGCUCAAAAUCCGCUUGCCGGGACUGCGGUGACACCACAGCCAAGCGGGAAGCCCGUGCCCAAGCUUUUCACUCGGCUCCAAAUACGCGGCAUGACGAUGCAGAACCGCAUCAUGGUCAGCCCCAUGUGCCAAUACAGCGCCCACGAGGGGUUUUCACACGAUGUGGCAUGUCACCCAUCUAGGCGGGAUCGUCCAGCGCGGAGUCUGACGGUAGUCGAGGCGACAGCCGUGCAAACCAACGGGCGUAUCACGCCCGAGGACUCCGGGCUCUGGCUGGACGCCCACAUCGACCGUCUGCGCGAGCACGUCGUCUUCGUGCACAGCCAGGGCCAGAAGAUCGCCAUCCAGCUGUCCCACGCCGGACGCAAGGCGUCGACCGUCGCCCCCUGGCUAAGCCGCGGCGCCGUGGCAAGCCCCAGCGCAGGCGGGUGGCCCGACGACGUGGUGGCACCGAGCGCAAUGGCCUACGACGCACACCACUCAUCGCCGCGCGAGAUGUCGCUGGCCGAGAUCGAGCAGCUCAAGACCGACUUCGUCGCUGCGGCACGGCGGGCCGUGCGCGGGGGCUUCGACGCCAUCGAGAUCCACGGCGCCCACGGCUACCUGCUGCACCAGUUCGUCAGCCCGGCCUCGAACCUGCGGACGGACCACUACGGCGGGCCCUUCGAGAACCGGGUGCGGCUCGCGCUGGAAAUCGCCGAGUUGGUGCGCGCGGCCAUGCCCGAGACCAUGCCGCUGAUGUACCGCCUUAGCGCGACCGACUGGCUCGAGGAGGAUGCCGACGCCGGUCCCGGGUGGACGGUUGACGACAGUGUCCGGCUGGCCCCGCUGCUGGCCGACCGGGGCGUUGACAUGCUCGAUGUGACCAGCGCCGGCAAUCACCCGCAGCAGAAGAUCAAGGGCGGGCCGGCGUACCAGGCGCCCUUUGCCAAGACCAUCAAGAAGGCGGUGGGAAACAAGAUGCUCGUUGGCACGGUUGGCGCCAUCACCACGGGCACGCUGGCGGAGGAGUUGGUCAGCGGCGGUGAGAACGGCGACGAUGUGCCGCUGGAUCUCGUGGCCGCCUGGAGGAUGUUUCAGAAGAACCCCGGCUUGGUAUGGGCUUGGGCCGAGGAGUUGCAGACUUCCAUCUAUCUGCCCAAGCAAAUCGGCUGGGGCUUUGGCGGGAGAGCUAGGAAGCCGAGCCACCAUUGAGAGCGGGCACCCUUGGAGUCUAUGCUCUGGCAAUGAUUGUAGUCCACACAGGGAACACCGUGAUAUUACAGGAUCCUUCACUGUAGAAGGUUAGCCCGGAUUCUGAGACGUAGAGAAACCAUUAGCAUCAUGCUGGACUGCCGGGCCG
This is a messenger RNA of Chaetomium strumarium, 1596 nucleotides long. RefSeq lists its product as uncharacterized. The record is from RefSeq and is a predicted model, not a curated record. NCBI's taxonomy places the organism in Eukaryota, Fungi, Ascomycota, Sordariomycetes, Sordariales, Chaetomiaceae. Gene Ontology annotation, cellular component: intracellular anatomical structure. Gene Ontology annotation, molecular function: NADPH dehydrogenase activity; NADP binding; FMN binding. The coding region runs from base 72 to 1448 and encodes 458 amino acids. The transcript has 2 exons.